ACAAUCAAACACAAACAAAACCCAAAGAAGAUCUAAGUUCAUCAUGUCUACGACCGGACAAAUCAUUCGAUGCAAAGCUGCCGUUUGCUGGGAAGCUGGAAAGCCACUAGUGAUGGAGGAAGUGGAGGUUGCUCCACCGCAGAAGCAUGAAGUCCGUAUCAAGAUUCUCUUCACUUCUCUCUGUCACACCGAUGUUUACUUCUGGGAAGCUAAGGGACAAACGCCUUUGUUUCCACGUAUCUUCGGACAUGAAGCUGGAGGUAUUGUGGAGAGUGUUGGAGAAGGAGUGACUGAUCUUCAACCAGGAGACCACGUCCUCCCCAUCUUCACCGGAGAAUGCGGAGACUGCCCUCACUGCCACUCUGAAGAAUCCAACAUGUGCGACCUUCUCAGGAUCAACACCGAGAGAGGAGGGAUGAUACACGACGGCGAAUCGAGAUUCUCCAUCAACGGCAAACCGAUCUACCAUUUCCUUGGGACCUCAACGUUCAGCGAGUACACCGUGGUUCACUCUGGUCAAGUCGCUAAGAUCAACCCUGAAGCUCCUCUUGACAAAGUCUGCAUCGUCAGCUGCGGCUUGUCCACUGGGCUGGGAGCUACUUUGAAUGUUGCUAAACCCAAGAAAGGUCAGAGCGUUGCUAUCUUCGGUCUUGGCGCUGUUGGUUUGGCUGCUGCGGAAGGUGCUAGGAUUGCUGGUGCUGGUAGGAUCAUUGGUGUUGAUCUUAACCCCAAGAGGUUCGAGGAAGCUAAGAAGUUCGGUGUGACGGAGUUUGUGAACCCUAAGGAACAUGACAAGCCAGUUCAGCAAGUCAUCGCUGAGAUGACUAACGGCGGUGUGGACAGGAGUGUGGAGUGCACUGGAAGCAUUCAAGCCAUGAUUCAAGCCUUUGAAUGUGUUCACGAUGGCUGGGGUGUUGCGGUGCUGGUUGGUGUGCCGAGCAAAGACGAUGCCUUCAAGACUCAUCCGAUGAACCUCCUGAACGAGAGGACACUCAAGGGUACUUUCUUUGGCAACUACAAACCCAAAACCGACAUUCCCGGGGUGGUCGAAAAGUACAUGAACAAGGAGCUGGAGCUUGAGAAGUUCAUCACUCACACAGUGCCGUUCUCUGAGAUCAACAAGGCCUUUGAUUACAUGUUGAAGGGAGAGAGUAUCCGUUGCAUCAUCACCAUGGGUGCUUGAAGAAACUACAUUUCUC
Brassica rapa (field mustard) is the source of this 1199-nucleotide messenger RNA. RefSeq names its product alcohol dehydrogenase class-P. Gene Ontology annotation, cellular component: cytosol. Gene Ontology annotation, biological process: formaldehyde catabolic process. NCBI's taxonomy places the organism in Eukaryota, Viridiplantae, Streptophyta, Magnoliopsida, Brassicales, Brassicaceae. Gene Ontology annotation, molecular function: zinc ion binding; S-(hydroxymethyl)glutathione dehydrogenase [NAD(P)+] activity; alcohol dehydrogenase (NAD+) activity. The record is from RefSeq and is marked provisional.